Molecule: messenger RNA, 624 nt
Organism: Bipolaris sorokiniana ND90Pr
Lineage: Eukaryota; Fungi; Ascomycota; Dothideomycetes; Pleosporales; Pleosporaceae
Exons: 1
Coding region: 341-574 (77 amino acids)
Source: RefSeq, a predicted model, not a curated record
GGACGCUUCAGAGUUGACUUUUGCAUGUCUGAAUCAGAUUGAACCCUCCCAUCUUCUUUAGUUGUAUGGUGCGAAAAUGAUAGUGCCCAAUUCAGUUAAUCUUCGAGACCCACUUCGGAGUCGGUGCGCGGGCUCCACCAACGGUCAAAAGGGGUACGGGGUACGCUCCGAUACCGACUACAAGACGUCGUACGCCGCCGACGCGGCUCUUUUUUAUCAUCUUAUCUCUCGCGAUGCUGAAGUGCUGGCAUCAAGGGGGUAAUAGGCUUUCCAGCCCAGCGCCCGUUGUCGCCGUUGCCCAGCCCCGAGGGCAAACUGGUUUUUCACCACCCCCUAUACUAUGCAAGGGGUCGCUGCGACCCCAACGAGCAGCAACCGUCAACUGAAUAAUAGCGACUUGGUUACUUUCAAACGUCAGUACCCACUGAUAAGUCUUGGAAUAUUGAUUUUGGAGUGCGGCACAGUCUCGAAAACAGGCCAAUUGUCAAGUGCCGCAGCUAGCUCCGUGGAACAGAAGCAAGGAGAACAAGAAACAGUAAUCGAGAGUCAGUAUCAGCCGUUUGACUUGCCUUGAGCGAAUCGUCCAUUACGUGCCCCACUAUCCGCCACGACUUACGAGGCAAC